AGCUAUCAAAUAAAAUAAAUAAAACCCUAUUUCCAUUUCCUUUUUCCCCCAAAUGUGUGUCUUCUAGAAUUCGAAAUUCACAGCCAUCGAUCCCUAGCUUUCUCUCUCCACCCCCUCUCUCUCUCUUAUUCUCUGUUUCCGGCGUUGUUUGUAAGCAAGCAGUAGGGUUAUCAAUUCGUUUCUAGUUUUGGGUGAUAGUGCGCAAUGAGGAAGGGAGCAAAGAGGAAGGUUGGUUCGAAAGCGGGUCGCAAAGCUGCGGUUGAGGAGAUUCAGAACGAAGAGGUGAUAGCUGAGUCUCAGGAGGCGACGACGCAGGAGAACGGGGAAGAGGCGAAGGGAGAACAUGAGAACGGAGAGGAAGUCGUACCGACGAAACCUGAUGAUUCAACGGAGGAGAAUCAGGACGAUGAGGUCAAAGACGCUUCUCCUUCUCAGCCGCAAGAGGAUGAAAGUGCCGAGGAAGUGAAGGAGGAUAAGAAGAAACCUGCUCGUGGCGGUGGUGGUAAGCGAAAGAGGGCCACGAACAAGGAGACUGAGAAGAAAGAUGUGAAGAAACCCGCUCCAAGAGCUAAGAAACCCCGAGCGACCAAACCACAAGAAGAGCCUGAGUACUUCGAGGACAAACGUAAUCUGGAAGAUCUGUGGAAGGUUGCAUUCCCAGUGGGAACUGAGUGGGAAAAUUUAGAUGCAGUUUAUGAAUUCAAUUGGGAUUUCAAACAUCUCGAAGAAGCAUUGGAGGAAGGUGGUAUGCUCUAUGGGAAGAAUGUAUAUGUUUUUGGCUUUGCAGAACCUCAGUUCUUCCUCCACAAUGGCGAAAAGACUUUUGUCCAGGUCCCAACAGUUGUUGUUAUUGAAUCACCCUUUCCGCCUUCUGAUAUGCUAGCAGUCACAUCGAUUCAGAGUGCAGUGGAGAAAACGAUUCCAAUGAGUCAGAUGAAAAUGGCCUGGGUUCCUUACAUUCCCUUUGAAAAAAGAGAUAGACAAGUUGAUAGGAUGAAGCUUCCAAUUUCUGUCUUGGGCUGUACACAGAGGAGAGCUGCUAUCAAACAUUUGAAGGAAGAUCGCGUUAAGAUGUUCGAGUAUAUCAUUCCUUAUUUUGAUCAACCGUUUAAGGAAGAUGAUCUUGAACAGAGUACUGAGGUCCAGAUUAUGUUCCCCUCCGAUCCACCGGUUGUAUGUGAAUUUGACUGGGAGUUGGACGAACAUGAGGAAUUUGUUGAUAAAAAGAUUACAGAUGAAGAAAUAUCUGCGGAACAGAAGGAUGAAUUCAAAGAAUUUAUUAAAGAGAGUGUUCGAGCAGCAAAGAAAGCUAAUCGAGAGGCAAGAGAAGCAAAAAGGAGAGUAAUAGAAGAGAUGAGCGAAGAGAAGAAGCAAGCCUACAAAAACAUGAAGUUUUACAAAUUCUACCCUCAAAAUGCACCAGACGUGGCUAAGAACAUGAUGAAGUCUGCCUUCAUUAACCGUUACUACGGGAAUGCUCACCAAGUUCUUUGAAUAUGAAAAUCUUCUUCAGAAUCCCCAGAUUUAGCUUUUCCUUGGCAGCUUCAAUCUAUCAACAGUGCUCUCAGAAACUCUUUGAGCUUCUUCUAUAGUUUAAACGACUACAUGUGUUUUAUUUUAUUUAUUAAUGAGUUUUGUAUUCUCCUCUAGAAAUACUUGAGUCCCGCCACUUGGGAGCCAACUUUUUUGUUUGUGUGGAAAUUUGAAGACGGCAUUAUAUAAUUCUACUAUUGAAGUUUUUUUUUAAUUUGCAUUGCAUUCUCAAAUUAUUCUGGACGUUUAUUAC
Thlaspi arvense is the source of this 1786-nucleotide messenger RNA. The record is from the annotation of a GenBank genome assembly. Lineage: Eukaryota; Viridiplantae; Streptophyta; Magnoliopsida; Brassicales; Brassicaceae.